AUGGCUGGAAGAGGUGGAAGAAACGAUGAUGCAAUUGCUAAGGCUUUGGGGAUGAUUGCUAGUAUGCUAGGAGGAAAUGCCAAUGGUGCUGGGAUUAGUGCGAACAGACAAUUGGCAGAAUUUCAAAGGAACAACUCUCUGUUGAUAAAAGGCACUCAUGACCCUGAAGGUGCUCAGAAGUGGUUGAAGGAAAUCGAUAGGAUUUUCAGAGUGAUUGAUUGUGCUAAGAACUUGAAGGAUGUUCGGGGAAGGAAGGAGAUUGAGUUUAUGGAACUGAAGCAAGGCAAUAUGACAGUUCUAGAGUAUGCUUCCAAGUUCGUUGAACUGGCCAAAUACUACACUCAUUACAACAAUGAUGAGGCUGGUGAAUUUUCGAAAUGCAUCAAAUUCGAGAAUGGCCUCCGUGAUGAAAUCAAGAAGGGUAUCAGAUAUCAAAGGAUUCGACGGUUUGCUGAUUUGGUUGACUGUAGCAAGAUAUUUAAGGAAGAUAAUAUUAAGAUGAAGUCGUCUCACUCUCGCGAGUUGGUUGACAGAAAAUGUAAGAAGCAUGUGGAUAGAGGUAAGCCAUAUGGUAGAGGUAAAGCUGUUGAUUGGAGGAAGCCUAGUGGGGGAGACUCUAGUGCUUUUGUUAGAUGCUACAACUGUGGCGAGAUUGGACACCGUAACAAUGAAUGCAAGCUUGAUAAAAAGAAAUGCUUCAAGUGUGAUAAAGUGGGUCAUAUUGUUGCUGAUCUUAAGAAGAAGGUGCUGUUUCCUAAGGCUAUUAAUGCUGACGAUCUGGCUAUGACUUCUAGACAAGUGAAUGAUGCAGUUGAAGACGGUGCAACAGUGUUUAUGUUGUUUGUGUUGAUGAACUUGAAGGAGAAGGCAGUGAGUAGUGAACUACCAGUGGUAUGUGACUUUCCGGAAGUUUUUCCAGAGGAUGUGAACGAGUUACCGCCAAAAAGAGAAGUAGAUGUUGUUGAUGUGUUGCUGUGUUCAUCCAUGGAAACUAAAUCUGAGAAUAAGUGUUUCUAA
Molecule: messenger RNA, 1017 nt
Organism: Vicia villosa (hairy vetch)
Lineage: Eukaryota; Viridiplantae; Streptophyta; Magnoliopsida; Fabales; Fabaceae
Exons: 4
Coding region: 1-1017 (338 amino acids)
Molecular function (GO): nucleic acid binding; zinc ion binding
Source: RefSeq, a predicted model, not a curated record